This is a messenger RNA of Acanthopagrus latus (yellowfin seabream), 4544 nucleotides long. It is a transcript of the gene cpne1, whose product is annotated as copine I. Gene Ontology annotation, cellular component: nucleoplasm; plasma membrane; ribonucleoprotein complex. Lineage: Eukaryota; Metazoa; Chordata; Actinopteri; Spariformes; Sparidae. Gene Ontology annotation, molecular function: RNA binding; calcium-dependent phospholipid binding. The transcript has 16 exons. The record is from RefSeq and is a predicted model, not a curated record. Gene Ontology annotation, biological process: regulation of canonical NF-kappaB signal transduction; cellular response to calcium ion; regulation of RNA splicing. Bases 258 to 1865 code for a protein of 535 amino acids.
CUCCCUGUUAGCUGUAACUGCUGAACGGAGACAAGCGGCUUCAUUCCGGAUCAGUUACAGUCAAAUUAUCAACUCCAGUAGUUUUUAAUUUCAGUAAAAAGUGCACAGAGUGGUCAGGUAGCGGUUUGGGCACUCUCUUGUGUGUUUACUCUCACUGAAAAGGUGUCGUUUCCUGUUCCGACUGUGAGUAGUUUGCUUCCGCCCUGGUGUUUGCUCCUGUGGUCUGUGGAAGAUAAAACUAUAACGGAUCUGAUAAGAUGGCGGACUGUGUCUCUAAGGUGGAGCUGAGCGUCUCCUGCUCUGACCUGCUGGAUAAAGAUGUCGGAUCAAAGUCUGAUCCUCUGUGCGUGCUGCUGCAGAAAAAUGGGGGAGACAAGUGGGUCGAGCUGGGUCGUACUGAGCGUUUGAACAACACCUCCAGCCCGUCCUUCAGUCAGCGUCUCAGAAUCGAUUAUCACUUCGAGGCGGUUCAGAAUCUGAAGUUCGGGAUCUACGACAUCGACAACUCCUCUGUUGACCUCGGCGAUGAUGACUACCUGGGAGGGGUGGAGCUAACACUGGGACAGAUAGUUUCCAGUAAAACUAUAUCCAGACCGCUGCAGCUGAAGAAAGGCAAACCUGCAGGGAAAGGAACCAUCACGAUCACUGCAGAGGAGAUCAAGGACAACAGAGCCAUCGUGUUGGAGCUGGAGGCGAAAAACCUCGACAAGAAGGAUACGUUUGGGAAAUCUGAUCCGUUCCUGGAGUUUUUCAAAAAAGGAGACGAUGGAAAGUGGCAGCUGGUGCACAGAACAGAGGUGGUGAAGAACAAUCUGAGUCCCACCUGGAGGAAGUUCACUGUUCCUCUACAGACGUUCUGCAGCAGCGACCUCGACAGACCGCUGAAGGUGGAUUGCUCUGAUCAUGACAGCGAUGGAUCUCAUGAUCUUAUCGGUUCUUUCACCACUAAAGCCUCUGAUCUGCAGAAAGCAGCGCACGGUUCACUGGUGGUGUUUGACUGCAUCCACCCUGAGAAACAGAAGAAGAAGAAGAGCUACAAGAACUCUGGAGUCGUCUCUGUGAAGAGCUGUGAGCUGGUGGCUCAGUACACUUUCCUGGACUAUGUGAUGGGAGGCUGCCAGAUCAACUUCACCGUGGGGAUCGACUUCACUGGCUCCAAUGGUGAUCCUCGCUCGCCCAACUCUCUCCACUACAUGAGUCCAGACGGGUUGAACCAGUACCUGUCUGCUCUGUGGUCUGUGGGCCAGGUGGUCCAGGACUACGACACUGAUAAACUCUUCCCAGCUUUCGGAUUUGGAGCCAAACUUCCUCCAGACUAUCAGGCUGCACACCAUGAGUUCGCCCUCAACUUCAACCCCACCAACCCCUACUGCCAAGGUAUUCAGGGGAUCGUUGAGGCCUACAGGCAGGUUUUGCCUCAGCUGAGACUCUCUGGACCCACAAACUUCUCUCCCAUCAUAACUCAUGUUGCUUCCAUCGCCGCGACCGCUGCGCAGACCAACACUGCCUCUCAAUACUACGUCCUCCUCAUCCUCACUGACGGUGAGAUCACAGACUUCGAUCAGACCCGGGACGCUAUUGUUCGGGCGUCGCGGCUGCCGCUGUCAAUCAUCAUCAUUGGGGUGGGGCCAGCGGACUUCAAGGCCAUGGAGCUGCUGGAUGGAGACGAUGGCGUGCUGAGGUCGACGGUGGGGGAGGCGGUCGCCAGAGACAUUGUCCAGUUUGUCCCGUUCAGGCAGUUCAAAGAUGCUCCCAUGGCGACUCUGGCUCAGUCUGUCCUCGCUGAGGUUCCCAACCAGGUGGUGUCUUACUUCAAGAUGAGAGGCCUUGAACCCCCCAAACCAAAGGCUGCUCCCAAAGCCUAAACUCCACCCCGACACACCCCAACAGUGCACUCCUCACACCCGACCAUGAUGCUGAAAGCCAACCCCUCAUCUCAUUCCAGGAGCAGACCACGCCCCCCCUCAGCUCUGGCCCCGCCCACAUAAUCGACCACUCUUCAGGGACCAACCUGAUGUGUUGCACUGAAUCUCAGCCAAUCAUAAUGCAGCACCGAGCUGUUAGCCAAUCAGGAGGCCACGAGCGACCACUCCCAGUUUUUAUUUUUUUUUCUAAUCAGUUUUAUAAUUACUUAGUAUAGGUGAUUGGUUAUUGAUUCCUUCUGCUGCUUCCACACUAACUAUGCAUAUCACAUGUGUUUAUCGACAUGUGUUUAUCAAUCACAGAGCCACACACACACACACACACACACACACACACACACACACACACACACAAAGGAAGUGUCUGCCGUUUUUGGCUCCACAUUCUGAAUGUUGCCACAGUAACAGAAUAUCUUCUGAGAGUUGAAUCUGUAUUGACUUUGAUUAGAGAGUUAGAGUUUAUUGGUUUCCCAUUCUCUUCAAUAUAGUCAGCGUGUUGUGGACAUUAGAUGAACUGCAGCUGCGUUAAUCUCUCUGUAGCCAUUGGUUUCUACGUUACUAUGGCGACUCUUUGCACCCUGGACCAGCUCUGUGUGUGUGUGGCUCCGAUCAGCUGAAUUGAUCAGGUAUUGAUACUUUGCACUUUGCUUUUGCUCUAGAUGCUGGAAAAUUAUAUUAUAGCAUUAUAUAUUAUAUAUCAUAGCAUUACUUCUAUAGCCUUUCUAACAAACUCCACACUGUAGCCUUACUGUGGACUUUAGCGUAGCCUCAGCACGCUUCAGCUGCUUCCGCCUGAAUGUUUCAAGACUGUUCUGUCACGACUCUCAGUGGUUUGUUGAUCUCGCCGUGCCAAACUCAUUUAUUCCAUGAAGCUGUGUUUAGUCUGUGUUUCCCUAAACCUGAUCACCUGCAACAUCCCCCCCACAAGAAUCGAGUCUCCAUCAGUUAAUCUUUGCAGCCUUGUCGCAUCUGAACGAAUGUAGCUCGUCUCCAUUCAGAAGUUGGAUAUAAUCCUACAACGGAAAUCAUUUGUUCCUCAAAUGUAUGACAUGAAGAAGACAGCAGUUACAUCAUGCAGACCCUUUGCUGCUACAUGAAUGUAUAACCCAGACUUCAGACAGUAGAGGCACUGAUUAAUCUCUCUGUAGGGGGAAAAAAAAAUGUUGAAACAAUAAAUGACAAAAUGAAAGUAAAUAAAGAGCAGUAAGAGAAGAAUCAUGGAGUUGAGUGAAGUCUACUGAGGACAGCUUGUUACUGAAAGUAAAGAUGAUGUCCCAGUACAAAGUGCCUUUCUGAAUAUAACCUCUGACAGCUUCUGAGUCUUCAGAAUUUAAUAUUUGCUGGGAGCCAACAUGGCUGACUCAGACAUGGUGUUGUGAUGCUGUGUUCAGGUCAUGUGGAUGUUACCAUAAAUAUUUUAAGCAUCUAAAUCAGACUGUUUUUCAGUAGUAGGUUGAUCACAUGCUCGUGUCUGAAAAAUAACAAGGCGCCCUCAAGUUGAUCAUGUAACUUAACUACAACUAUUUGUUUGGAGUUAAACAGGUGACUGAUUCUUACAUAAUGCACCUUUUAACCGUCUCUCUUCAGCAGUCAAUAUUUAAACAAAGCAGAAAUGCAAAAAACAAUCUUAAAGGGAACAUGACCGCUGUCUCCAGUUCUCCAGGAAGUCGUAAACACGGUAACACUUCAUCCCACGUGACCACAGCGGGGCGUCCAACAUGGCGGAGCAGCAUCACACUGAGAGUCUGACUGCAGUCUGCGCUGUUUAGAUACCAAAGACUGUUUGCUAAUUAAUGUAGCUCCUCCUACUGAGUACUCUGAGUACUCACAAUGUGUCAAAACUCAUGUUUACUGAAGGAAAGCCACAUUUAAUUUUGUCAAAAUGCUCAUUAAAGAGCUUCUGCCAACACGUCAUCUGCAGCCACUUUACUUACAACUGCUAAGAGUUCAUUUGAAAUCAGGUUCUAACCUCUUUAAAUCACCACUUUUGCUGUUGUAUUUGAUAGAAAUGAUAGAAAGGAAAGGAUGAGUAUUUUAAAAUCAUUUUGAAGUUAUGUUUUGGGUUUUUUUUUUCGUGGGUCCAUUUUAUGUACGUGACAUCUUUAAAUUGCAUUUUAUUUGUAGCACUGACGUUUGACAUUCUUCAUGUUUGGGAACAGUUUGUGUAGCUAAAUAAUCAAUUACUUGUUUUUGUAGCUUGGAACAGCAUCUGUAAAAUGUAUUGAAUUGUGGGAAAACAGCGUUACAGAAAAACUGUGCAGCUACAUCUAAUGGUGUUAAACAGCAAGUGGAGCUAAAACUGUAAAAAUGUGUUCAUUUAUGCAGCUGUUUUCUAGAGAGACCGACCGAAGUUCAGGAGAAUUACAACUUUGUCCAUGUAAUCAAGAGUUCUGAAAGCUCCAGAGAAAAACGAUUCAAAUAUACCACGAGUUCGGAUAACUUUUUGUUUGUAGUUUUGUUUUUAACCUCCUUCUAUGCCAACCUGCAAAACAUUCUCUAGCUUGAAGUCCCUGUCAGUCUGCCAUGAUGAUGAGUUGUUGCCAAAAUCGUGUUUUAUGUUCAAGUUGAAGGGAAUUCUGUUUUCACACAUGUGGUGUAAAAUGUUUAAAAAAAAAAAAAAAA